Acanthosepion pharaonis is the source of this 591-nucleotide messenger RNA. The record is from the annotation of a GenBank genome assembly. NCBI's taxonomy places the organism in Eukaryota, Metazoa, Mollusca, Cephalopoda, Sepiida, Sepiidae.
AUGGACACGUUUGACAUUUUCACUGUUAUACCACGAUCUGUCAACUAUCCUGACUAUCUCUCUGAAAUUACCGAUUUCAUUAUUUCUGUCAUCUUGAAUACCAUCGUAAUUACUACUUUUGCCGCCACUCACCACGGCGGCACCCCAUCAUCAGUAGUCGCCAUCCCCCCUUUCAGCCACAGCACAAUUUCUCUAUUCUUAAUCACUGUUUAUUACUAUCACGACUGGCCAAGCAAUCACAUCCUUCCCGCCUGUUUGAUCUACGAUUUGAUACCGAGUCUGACAAGAGAAGACUCUUAUUAUUAUAAUUAUAUCUUCCUGACCAACAGAUCGCAGCCCUGCGACAGCAGUGACCCUAUGUAUAAACGCGACAUAAAUAUUCUCACCACCCUUUCCGAAACUUUGAUGCAUGUAAUCUCUCUCUCUGCUCUCUCUCUCUCUCUCUGUUCUCUCUCUCUAUCUCUAUUCCUCUCUCUUAUUGCUCUCUCUCUCUCUCUCUGCUCUUUCUCCGUCUGCUCUUUCUGCUCUCUCUCUCUCUGCUCUCUCUCUACUCUCUACUCUCUCUCUCCCUCUCUCUCUCUCUCUCAUUGA